CGAAGAGGGCAAGAGACAAAACCUGUCGCCGAACCGCCACGUGCCGGUCGUCCUUCCCGAUGGCGGUCCAAAUUUGGAUUUUGCCGCGCGGCUGACCGAAUCCGAACCACAGCUUCCGAAGGUACCGUACCUGUGAGGACCCGAGCCAGGGGUUGCUCGGUUCAUACCCCCCGGGGGUCCGCGACUCGCAAUUAAUGUCCCCCGGGCUGCGCGAGGCGGAGGAAGAGGGAAGGAUCGAUUUUGAGCGUUUCGCUUUAAAGAGCGAGGCUGAAUCCUUGUUUUUGCGAGAAGAUGUUCGCGUCCUUUGUGGUUUCUUCCCCGAUAUAGCUUCCGGGACCCGAGGAGGAGGCGCUGCUGGUGUCGAUGCGGUGAUGUGUACGUCUCCUCACGGGCACGUUGACAGAGACGUGGGAGAGAUGGGAAGGGAGGAGGAGAAGAAGAAGGGGUCAAAGGUCGAGUUUUCCUGAAGGGUUUUACUCAUUUGCUGCCACACACCUCUCUCUCUCUCUCUCUCUCUUUCUCUCUGUCUCGCUCUCGUGGAUAAAUCAAUAUUUGGCGGUGAUCUGGAAUCACGCAAUACGUAGAUCGAGUCUUUGACUGGGGAAAGACGGCAGUGAAAUGUGUGGCGAAGUUCUGUUCUUUACGCGAGGAGCUUUUGGAGAGAAACCCGCGGCUUUGGAGGCGUAGUCUCAGCGUUUUGCGGUUUGGGUUUGAUUCCACAGAGAGGAGAGCUGGAAAUACUGUGAAGGUCGUCCGCUUUAGAACUCUGUUCUUUGCGAGCUAGAUUGGGGAUUUGCUGAUGUCAGCGACGGACAAAGUAGAGUCUGUGACGGCAUCUUCGUCGUCUGUGGAGUUGGAUCCACUCCUGAAGGAUCUGACGGAGAAGAAGUUGAGCUUUAAGAAGAACGUGGUUUCAUUGGCGGCAGAGCUGAAGGAUGUCCGGCGCCGGUUGGCUUUGCAGGAACAGUCAUUCACAAAAGAAACCCACACGAGAAAGGUAGCGGAAAUGAAGGCAAAGAGCAUGGAGGAAGAAAUAGGCCAGUUACAAAUAUGUCUACAAGAUAAGGAUGAAAAGCUGAAAUCAUCUGUGUCUACUAGCCAUCAGUACGUGAAGGAGUUGGAUGAUUUAAGAUCUCAACUAUCAAUUACUCGCGUGACUGCAGAUGCCAGUGCUGCAUCAGCUCAAUCAGCUCAAUCCCAAUGUUUGGACUUGUUAAGAUUACUAGAUGAGAAAAAUAAUUUACUAGAGAAACAGGAAAUGAGAGUAAAUAAACUAGGGGAGCAAAUAGACCUUCUGCAGAAGGAUCUCCAAUCAAGAGAGCUCUCGCAAAGGCAGCUAAAGGAUGAAGUCUUCCGAAUAGAGAAAGAGAUAAUGGAUGCUGUUGAAAUAGCUGCAGUGAAAAAGGAUUGUGAGCUUAGGAAGAUAUUGGCAGAAGUUUCACCGAAGAACUUUGAGAAUAUCAAUAAACAUCUGACUGCAAAGGAUGAAGAGAUUGCCGGGUUGAGGGAUGAGAUCAGGAUCUUGUCUGCAGACUGGAAACAACAAACCGAAAAACUGGAAGCGCAGCUAGAGAAAUAUCAUAGAGCUGAGCAGGAGCUCAAAAAGAGGAUAGUGAAACUUGAAUUCUGUCUUCAAGAAGCACGGUCCCAAAUACGGAAACUUCAGAGGAUGGGAGAGAAAAGAGACAAGGCAAUAAAGGAACUAAGAGAUGAAUUGGCUACAAAGCGACAAAACUGUGCCGGUUGCAGCGACAAACAAAACUUUUGGGAGAGUUCAGGAUUCAAGAUUGUUGCUUCCAUGUCGAUGUUGUUCCUAGUUGUUUUUGCGAAGCGGUAGAAGUGUAGAGCCUUUAGUUGCUGUGUAAAGAAUGUUGGUUUUGGUUCUUAGCAAUAGAACUUUGUUGUAAGAAACAAUCUAUAUAUAAGGAACAUGAAAACUCAUGGGCUUAGGAUCACCAUUUUGAGGAGAGUUGUGCAGCUGAGCAUAGUGGUGGAAUGAGUGCGCAAUGAACUGAUCUGAUUGACCAAGGACAGUUGGCCUCAGUCAUUGUGCAAUUUUGUAGCUUAAAAGUUUCAGUAUAAUUCAAAAGGGUAUCUGAUUAUGAUUCA
Molecule: messenger RNA, 2109 nt
Organism: Musa acuminata AAA Group (dessert banana)
Lineage: Eukaryota; Viridiplantae; Streptophyta; Magnoliopsida; Zingiberales; Musaceae
Product: nuclear envelope-associated protein 2-like
Exons: 6
Coding region: 800-1837 (345 amino acids)
Source: RefSeq, a predicted model, not a curated record